This is a messenger RNA of Oxyura jamaicensis (ruddy duck), 1485 nucleotides long. RefSeq names its product zinc finger protein CKR1-like. Bases 1 to 1485 code for a protein of 494 amino acids. Gene Ontology annotation, biological process: negative regulation of transcription by RNA polymerase II; regulation of immune system process; regulation of cytokine production. The record is from RefSeq and is a predicted model, not a curated record. Lineage: Eukaryota; Metazoa; Chordata; Aves; Anseriformes; Anatidae. The transcript has 2 exons.
AUGGAGCGCUGGGUGGUGCUGGACCCGCGGCAGAAGGCGCUGUACCGGGACGUGAUGCAGGAGAGCUACGAAACGCUGAUGUCCCUUGCAGCGCAGGGGCUGGUGAGCGAAAAAGCCGCGGAGGAAGGCGCCGAGGAGCUCGAAGCCCGCCCGUCCCGCAGCCCGGAGAGGGCCAAAACCCUGGGCUCCAACAGGAGGAAAACCAAACGGCCUGACAAAGCCGUGCCUCACGGCAUCGCGAAGACGCCCAAAACCCCUCCGACCCCCAAAUUAGACUGCGUGAAACCUCUCCGUGGGGCGAGCGGCAAGGGGGCAGCGCGGGAGCGGCCGUUCGGCUGCGCCGACUGCGGCAAGAGCUUCCCGUGGGCUUCGCACCUGGAGCGGCACCGGCGGGUGCACACGGGUGAGCGCCCUUUCGGCUGCCCCGAGUGCGGCGAGACCUACAGCCAGAGCUCCCACCUCCUCCAGCACCGCCGCACCCACGCCAGCGACCGGCCCCACAAAUGCGGCGAGUGCGGCAAGCGUUUCGCCGGGGCCGCCGAGCUGGCGGCGCACGGCCGGGGCCACGCGGCCGAAAAACCCCACAAAUGCGGCGACUGCGGCAAAGGUUUCGUCUGGGCGUCCCACCUGGCCCGCCACCGCCGCGUCCACACCGGCGAGAAACCCUUCGGCUGCCCCGAGUGCGGCGAGGCUUUCACCCAAGGCUCCCACCUGGCCAAGCAUCGCCGCAGCCACACGGGCGAGCGGCCCCACCGGUGCCCGGUGUGCGGCAAGACGUUUUGCCAAAGCUCCGACCUGGCUCGCCACCGCCGCACCCACCUGGGGAAGAAAGCUUUGCGCUGCGGGGAUUGCGGCAAGCUUUUCCGAGCCGGGCCGGCGUUGGCCAGGCACCAACGGUGCCACCGGCGAGAGCGAGCCCACCGCUGCGGCGACUGCGGGAAGGGUUUCGUUUGGGCGUCCCACCUGGAGCGGCACCGGCGCAUCCACACCGGCGAGCGCCCCUUCCCCUGCGGCAGCUGCGGCGAGCGCUUCGCCCAGAAAGCCCACCUCCUCCAGCACCGCAAAACCCACUCCCCCGACCGGCCCUAUAAGUGCGGCGAGUGCGGGAAGCGUUUCGGGGAGGCCCCCCCUUUCCUCGCCCACCAGCGGGGCCACGCGGCCCAGAAGAGCUACACGUGCGGCGAGUGCGGCAAGGGCUUCGCGUGGGCGUCCCACCUGGAGCGCCACCGCCGCGUCCACACCGGGGAGAAACCCUACGAGUGCCCCGAGUGCGGCGAAGCCUUCAGCCAGAGCUCCCACCUCACCAAGCACCGCCGCAGCCACCUCCCCAAGGUGGAUUUUUCCCCGGCGAGGACCCGGCCAGAGGGGGAAAAGCCCCCCGCUGCGCCCCGUUGCGCCGGGGGGUCGGCGAAGCCGCCCGGAGACUGCAGUGAAGGACCCCGAGGAAAACUUCGGGAUGGGGACGGAGCAAAGGACAGCGAGUGA